AUGUGUCAACCAUAUAAGUAUACGGAUGCUGCUUAUAAAAAUUUCACAAAAACGGAAUCCGAAUUGAAACUUUAUACAAUGUCUACUGUAGACAUUUACCACGGAAUUUUGAACAAAAAUAAUAAAUUGGUUCUUGAGCUUGUGCUUAUGGCAAAUGAUAUGGAUGAAAAUGGAUCAAAAAGUUGA
Messenger RNA from Clunio marinus, 186 nucleotides. The record is from the annotation of a GenBank genome assembly. NCBI's taxonomy places the organism in Eukaryota, Metazoa, Arthropoda, Insecta, Diptera, Chironomidae.